GCAUGCAAAAACAAAGUGAAAAUUCUGGGAGAUUCAGUAAGCGUGGAGAGAGAAGCCGCAUACAUGUUUUGAUCAGGAAUAUGGAACAGAUCUGAUGGGACACGAGAAUUUAGCAAACAUGUCAUACAUGUUUGUGACCGAUGUGUGCCGUGGGGACAGGAGUAGUGACAAGAUAGUAUUGUAUAGUGGAUACAUGUUGCUAAAUUUGGUCAGUGUUUGUUUUGCAGAUAUAAUGUCAAAAAUUGCCUCUGCUUCUCUGUAACGGGGCCACUUCUAUUUUUUGGGGGGUGGGUAACACAGGAUUUCCUUAACCUUUUUUUUAAAAAAGGUUGUACAUUUAAGAGCACAACUCAAGAUCGUUGUCUGCUGUAGUCUGGCUGUCUGUUCAUUUCAAUUGGCUGCGGAGGGCAGGAAGUGAAGAUAUUGUUCCCACCUUUCAGGUCUCAGCUGAUCUCUCUGAGACGGAAGUGAGUGUGUGUAUGGCUGUUACAGGCACUGAGUCUGUUCGCUUUACUUUGAAUGUCUCAACCCAACAGAAGCCCGGUAAUGGUGGGGUGAGGGUAGCGGUGCUAUUGCUUCAGUUGUGAGUGAAGAGCUGGGCUCAGGGUGGGCAGGGGGUCAGGGAAUUAAAGUGGGCAGGAGGAAGAGAUACCUGCAAUGAGAAGAGUGUUAGAGGGUCAGGGAUGGCAUCCAUUCAACAGAGCCGAACUGGAGACGAAGGAGAGGAUGGCGAGGAUGGCUCUCUCCACACGAUGCUGACGGCGAUAGAGGAAGAGCGGAUCAGAGCGAGCCUCAAGCAGGAGAUGAGUGGCCUGGGCUGUUUCAAAGAUGACCGGAUUGUCUUUUGGACCUGGAUGUUUUCGACUUACUUCAUGGAGAAAUGGGCCUCGAGACAAGAUGAUAUGUUGUUCUACGUACGUCGCAAGCUGACCUUUGUUGGUCCAGACAGCAGUGACGGCAAGCAGGUUGAAGUUGAAGUUUACCGCCGAGAUUCCAAAAAGCUGCCUGGUCUUGGUGAUCCAGACAUUGACUGGGAGGAGAGUGUUUACCUGAACCUGGUUUUACAAAAGCUGGAAUAUGUAGUAACGUGUGCAGUGUGCACACGGUCAGAUGGAGGAGACAUUCACAUUCACAAGAAAAAGUCACAGCAAGUAUUCGCUUCCCCAAGUAAGCAUCCAAUGGAUAGUAAAGGAGAGGAAUCCAAAAUCAGUUAUCCAAAUAUCUUCUUCAUGAUUGACAGUUUUGAAGAGGUAUUCAGUGACAUGUCUGUGGGUGAGGGCGAAAUGGUCUGUGUUGAACUUGUCGCCAGUGAUAAAAACAACACAUUUCAAGGAGUAAUAUUCCAGGGAUCCAUAAGAUACGAAGCACUCAAAAAGGUCUAUGAUAACCGGGUGAGCGUUGCUGCUAAGAUGGCCCAGAAAAUGUCGUUUGGCUUCUAUAAAUACAACAACAUGGAAUUUGUCCGGAUGAAGGGCCCACAGGGGAAGGGGCACGCUGAGAUGGCCGUGAGUCGUGUUGCAACGGGAGACACGUCACCCUAUGGGACAGAGGAGGGCUCUGAUCCAGACUCCCCUUUGCAUGAACAGGGGGAUGCUUCUCCAUCCUGCAGUGCAUUUUGGGUAACUUCCUUCAGCACGCCACCAACUCCAGAACGCAACAAUCGCCCGUCCUUUUUCUCUCCUUCCUUGCGUAGAAAGACCCCCAAAAAUCGGAUAGCAGAAAUGAAAAAGUCUCAUUCAGCCAAUGACAGUGAGGAAUUCUUCAGGCAUGGCUCAGACAAUGCAGACUCUGAAGACAUGCAUGGUGUGUCCAACCUUCGAUCUCGCUCAUUGUCUGGGACUGGACGGUCCUUGGUUGGAUCUUGGCUAAAGCUGAAUCGAACAGAAGUAAAUUUUCUACUCUAUGCACAUCUCACCUAUGUUACUUUACCAAUGCAUCGCAUCACAACAGAUAUUCUAGAAAUACGGCAGAAGCCAAUCUUGAUGACAUAGCAGACAGCAGGCACUGCCUUAUAAACUCGCAGCCAAGUGCCUAACUGGAACUGGAUUCUUGGCGACACUACCACCUAGUGUUGGGAUGGAAGGAAAGUUUGAGAAUACCAGCCAAUCAAAGUGCCUCCUUCACCUGCCCACAGGACAUCACCAGUGUUCAUUUUCCAAUCACACCGCAUUUGUGUUUUGAUAGAGUCCAGUUAGGAGCUGCUGCUUCCUAUGAAACCAAUAAGGAAUGCUUCAUGAACAAUGUCUCAAGACAAUUACUUUGUACCUAACAAGAACAGUAAACACGAACAUAGGGUGGGGAGAGGGUUGGUGGGUGAAGGGAAAUAUUUGCUGAACUUUAUAUUGAUAAAAAACUUCAAGUUUAAUCUUCAAAGAAGUUUGCUUAGUGCGGAGAUAGCACAGUACAGUUUUCUUCCCAUACCCUCUUCUUUGUCAAAGCAACAUUUGAUUUGCGUACUUAAAUUCAGUAAUGUAGAAUAAUUGCUCACUUUAUAAAAAUGAGAUAAAGGUUCAACAAGAGACAGGAAUCAAUGGGACCGUACAGUGUUAUAUUUAAUGGAUCUGUUCUAGUAAUCAGUGAAACUUGCUGAUGGGUGGGUGGGGAGGGUGGGAGGAGGAUUGACCUUUUUUUUCAAGACCCAAGUAUGUUUAGAGUGAAACAAAUGUUUGGGAGAUGUCUUUGUGCUGCUUGUAUUCUACAGGUAUAUAUCAGGUUUUGAACAUGUUUAGAAACUGUAACAAUGAAUGUCAUUACAGAAUCCCUUUUCUGAGAAUAUUGAUUUUUGCAUGUGGUGAAAUGGAUCUUUUUCUGUAAUCCACUAGCCUGGAUGGUUGCCAUAAUGGGUGUACUGCAGAGAUGUGACUUAAGUGGCGCACUCUGCAAGCCUCUCAUGACCUUAGGUCAUUCUCGCUGAUAAGCUGAUUUUGUGCAAUGAAGACUAUUCUACCCUGAGAACCCAGCAGCAUUGCAAUUGGUUCUGUCAGCAGCCACCUAUGGGGAUGCAUCUGGAAAAUGCUCGAGUAAAAAAUAUUGAGACAAACUGGACUAUAAAAAAUGAAUAUAUGAAUUAUAGGAAAAAGAAUAUUUCCAA
Messenger RNA from Chiloscyllium plagiosum (whitespotted bambooshark), 3091 nucleotides. RefSeq names its product kiaa0930. Lineage: Eukaryota; Metazoa; Chordata; Chondrichthyes; Orectolobiformes; Hemiscylliidae. The record is from RefSeq and is a predicted model, not a curated record.